UCUCUAAGACAAAGAUGUGUGACUGUGCAUCAUCGAUGUCUGCUUCUUCUGAAGCUACCCCGAGUAAUCUGCCAUAUAAGUUUUUGUUCAAGUACAUCAUUGUUGGCGAUACUGCCGUUGGCAAGUCUUGUCUGUUAAUGCAAUUCACCGACAAACGCUUUCAGCCCAUGCAUGAUUUGACCAUCGGCGUCGAAUUUGGGAGUCGUACUAUUAUGAUAGACAACAAACGUGUCAAACUUCAAAUUUGGGAUACAGCUGGGCAAGAAAAGUUUCGUUCUAUCACUCGUUCAUAUUAUCGAGGCGCCUCCGGCGCGCUUUUGGUUUACGACAUUACUAGGCGUGAGACGUUCGAACAUCUCUCCUCCUGGUUGGAAGACUGCAGAAAGUGCUCAAGCAACAACACAGUGAUUGUUCUUGUCGGAAACAAGUGUGAUUUGGAACCUGAUCGUCAAGUUACGCGUGAGGAAGGAGAAAACUUUGCCAAAAAAAAUAAUCUGGAGUUCAUAGAAACAUCCGCCAAAACGGCAGAAAAUGUCGAAGAAGCGUUUGUCCGUACAUCAUAUAAAAUAUACCAAAUGGCAGAAAAGGGAGAAAUCCAGUUUUUCCACACAAGCAAUAACCGUCUUCUCUAAAAUUUCGUCUAAGUCAAAGAUACGCAAAAAGAGAAAAAGGCCAUGCCUUAAAACGCAUACAUGCCUUCACUGUCGCUUUGAAAAAGUCCUCCCAAUCGUAUGAACGGCAGAUGAACCGCUUCUUUUCGCACAUCUCUCCAAAGGAAGUUCCAAAAUUUAGAAUUCCUCUUUCGUCUCUUUUCCCUUCCCCAAUAUUAAUAAAUUCCAGAAAGAGUGCUGUACAAGCUCCCCCCUCGUCGACGUUCCUUGAGAGGUGUUUUUGUGUGAAACUUGACCCAGUGUACCCGUGCACAACCGCGGGCUGUUUUUAGCACCCC
Messenger RNA from Schistocerca gregaria, 949 nucleotides. Its product is annotated as ras-related protein Rab-2B-like. The record is from RefSeq and is a predicted model, not a curated record. The transcript is spliced from 4 exons. NCBI's taxonomy places the organism in Eukaryota, Metazoa, Arthropoda, Insecta, Orthoptera, Acrididae. Gene Ontology annotation, cellular component: Golgi apparatus. Gene Ontology annotation, molecular function: GTPase activity; GTP binding. The coding region runs from base 15 to 632 and encodes 205 amino acids.